UUUUUCUAUAAAUUGUUACUGGUUAGUAAUUAUGCGCCAUUAGUUCAAUUUUGAUAUAAUGUUGUUCAGAAUUAGAUUUCCAGUUUGUCAUUGAACUAAUUGUUGUCCUUUGUCUGUAUUUUAUUAAUUUUAUUGUAUUUCAUAAAUUGUUGGCGUGUGUGAAUUGAUUGUUGUGAGUACUUAUUUUAUAGCUAGAAGCAAUUCUUAUUUGAGAGAUAGACUCAAUGUGGCUGAAAAAGUACUAAUUAGAGCUUUAAUUAUGGAGAAAAUGAGGUUUUAAUCAGUGAAAAUAUAGAAACUAAGAGGAAUUUGUGAAAUUAGAUAUCUGGGUAGGAGUCAAAAGUUGAUUUUGUGUUAGGGAUUUGAUUGAGAGAGGGAUUAAACGGUUUAUUAUGUGUAGGGUUAGUCUAAUUGGUUGUUAACAACCUAUUACUCGUUUUACCGGAGGAUAUUGGAAUAGAUGGACGGCAGGUCCUUGAUAUUGAUUAGUUUUGGAUGAAGUAUCUUAAUUGCUUCCAAUGGGUUUGGGCAUGAUCGAGUCUUUUGAUGCUCAUACGGAGUUAGAGUCCUUUUGAAGUAGGAGUAUUAUUUACCUAGCAUGAUCCCUGUUUAUAAUGUUACCUCAUGCUUGACUCUUUCCGAACUGCAAGUUGAAUGUAAACUUUUAAAUACACUGCUUGUUAGCUUCUGGCCUUCUACCAUGGAAAUAGGUGGUUACAUAGGCUGAAUUCGUUAGGAGCAAUUACAGCUAAAAAGCAAGUUAAUUGACUACAUGAAAGGACUUUUAGCUAUUGGGGAAAUGGAUUUAAGGAUCCAGGUGUAGUGUUAAAUGAUGCUCUAAUUGUUAGCAAAAGAAAACUCUAACAAGCUGAUCAUGAUUUUGCUCUAAAGUUUUGGACUCCUUUAAGUAUUCACGAUGCUCUUGGCUUCUUUCCAUUAUUAUGAAUCUUUGUGUUGUCAAUUUGUGGGCUUUGUCAGACAAUCACAAUUAUCAUUGAGUAUUCAUGUGAUAGUGUUGUGGCCAAACCAUCAGUAUAAAAGCUCUAAUGUACCAGAGAUAGUGUGCCAGACUGCCAGUUGCAAAUUUGAGAGAAAUUUAUUUGAAGAGAAUUUGGGGAGAAAAAAAAAAAAAAAACACACUAAUUCUUGUGUUCAGGCUGCUUCUUUUUCAUUUGACUAGUGCUUUUAUCUUUGAAGACACUCAAAUAUCUCCCUUUUGAAGUUUAACUGUCCAGAUUAAAGUUUUGAGGCCACUUUAGAUUGUUUGAUCGUAUUGUUACAUCUAGCUUAGUACUAGAAUAGCUAGUGUUGGCUUCUCAACCUUCAAAAUUGCACACUUCCAUUCUAUGAAUCAUCAUCUUUAUAUUUUCGAACUUUUUUGUUACUAUCAACUGAUUUAGGUUGCCUGGUUACCAGCUAAAUGAGUGUUCUGGCAUGAGGCGUUAUGCCUUUCCACCACCUCUACUGGGAAAAGUAGGGAUUUAGGGCAUUAUUUUCUGAAUAAAACUGUGUUAGAGUUGAAUAGAAGGACUGAUCAUGCAUACAGUUCAGUUAUUGCAGUCCAUGCUUUUCUAGCAGCUUUAAGUCCCAGAGUUGCUGGACCAACUGCAGGAGAGAUACUACUGGACAUUUUAAAUGGACCGAAAUCAGAACACUUGCUUUCUCUCACUGUGCUCAAAGACCUCAUGCUGCUGGAAGAUUUAUUCAUUCACUAAAACCCAUCCAACGUACAGCAUUGUCAGCCAUUCCUAAUUCCAAUGACAAUUUUCCAGAUGCCGUACCAACCGAUGAAAGCUCAAGCAUAAAUCAUUCUCCCACUCUUGAGAUGGAGACUUUAUUUGCCAACUGGUCACCUCCUAGGUACUUGUGGAGGGGCUUAUCAGUUCUCAUUUUGGCAGGGCAAGUAAUAUAUAGGGCUCUGAAGGGUAAAAUCCACUGGAAAAACACCCUCCAACAGCUGGAAAGAGUUGGUCCUAAAUCAGUUGGGGUGUGUCUUCUGACAUCAGCUUUUGUGGGGAUGGCAUUUACUAUCCAAUUUGUUCGGGAAUUCACCCGGUUAGGGCUGAACCGAUCCAUUGGUGGGGUCUUAGCUCUUGCCUUCUCUCGUGAACUAAGCCCUGUGGUUACAUCAACUGUGGUGGCAGGUCGUAUUGGAAGUUCUUUUGCUGCGGAGCUCGGAACCAUGCAGGUCUCUGAGCAGACUGACACACUGAGAGUUCUUGGGGCAAAUCCUGUCGAUUACCUUGUCAUACCUAGGGUAAUUGCUUCUUGUGUAGCUCUUCCUUUUUUGACCCUGAUGUGUUUCAUAGUGGGGAUGGCAGCUAGUGCCUUCUUGGCUGAUAGUGUUUACGGAGUUAGGUACAUAAUGAUUUUGGACUCUGCUCGGAGAGCACUUCGGUCAUGGGAUAUUAUUAGUGCCAUGAUGAAGUCCCAGGUUUUUGGUGGAAUAAUUGCAAUCGUGAGCUGUGCUUGGGGUGUAACAACCAUUGGUGGUGCUAAGGGUGUUGGGGAGUCCACUACUUCAGCUGUUGUUUUAUCUCUGGUUGGUAUCUUUAUUGCAGAUUUCGUUCUUUCUUAUUUUUUCUUCCAAGGAGCAGGGGAUUCACUUAGGAAUUGUGUAUCAUCUCUUUCCUGUGGAGUUUUAAACUUGCAACUCCAAUUUUCACCAAAAUACAUUUGUUGCUCUGCAUUAGAACGAAAGAUUUGUAAGAAGGCAUAUUGACAUUCUUUCCAGUGCAUUUUACUGAAUAUGUUUGUAAUUUGUUUCGUUUUCUGGAAAUCUCGAAUUUGAGCACCUCAAACAGGGAGAACCCUUCGUGAAAGCUGUUUAUUUUUUUUUCUUUUUUCUUUUUUGACUCUAGAAUGUUGCUUGAAUAUCUUUUACUUUUAACUUCCUUAA
Chenopodium quinoa (quinoa) is the source of this 2899-nucleotide messenger RNA. RefSeq names its product protein TRIGALACTOSYLDIACYLGLYCEROL 1, chloroplastic-like. The coding region runs from base 1826 to 2722 and encodes 298 amino acids. The transcript has 2 exons. Gene Ontology annotation, biological process: phospholipid transport. Gene Ontology annotation, cellular component: ATP-binding cassette (ABC) transporter complex. The record is from RefSeq and is a predicted model, not a curated record. NCBI's taxonomy places the organism in Eukaryota, Viridiplantae, Streptophyta, Magnoliopsida, Caryophyllales, Amaranthaceae.